GGAUGACCUCCGAAUCUAUAAGCGGGGUAUCCCCAUGGAUGAUCACAGGCACAUUGUGCUCAUCCCGAACGUAGCUGUGAUCGAGCAAGUUUUUUCAAAAAGGGCCUUGAAGGAGCUGCAAGUUCUCCUCCCCCCGCCUGCCUAUUAUAGCCUCCGGGGCGCGGAUAACCUCUUCAUGAGACGUCCGGGAAUGGUGAUGGUACACAUGGACUCCCUGAAGGCCGGAGUGCGGUUCCCGUUACACCCGUUCUACUUGGAUUUUUUCGAGUUCUAUGGCGCGGUCCCGGCUCAAUUCAUGCCGAAUUCCUAUCGCCAGAUCUCGGCAUUCCUUGUCCUCUGUAAAUCAUUGGGGCUUGCCUUCUCCCUGGAGCUGUUCCACUACUUUUUCCAAGUCACCCCUCAGAAUGCUGAUGGAUUCCUAAGCGUGGCCGCUCGUCCUACAAGAAAAUUGUUCGAAGGGGCUCCCUCUUCUAUCCAUGACUGGAAGACUUGUUAUUUCUUCAUCUGUUAUGCGAACGAUCGGCUCCCCGUACGGUGGAACGGAUACCCUCCGAAGGCCCCGACGCCGAAACUGACCCCAGUACUGCAGGAAGCCGUGGACAAGCUGAGGCUGGGCGGCGUUAGGAGAUUAAAAGGCCUCCUGACUAUUGAGGCACUCUCCAACGCUAGGAUAGGUACCGCCCGUGAUCCUUGGAGCCUUCUCUAGUGUUCAUCUUGUGGGCCCGGGCGGUCUGUUCCCUGAGGAGAGUGCCUUUGUGAUUCGCACCGCCCGGUACUAAUGCUAUUUUUUCCUCUUUUCAGGUCCUCCCCCUACUCAAGAUCAGAUGGAUAGCGCGGCUAUAGCACGUCGACGUGAGGCAAAGGCUGCCAAAGAACGGGAGACGCUAGCCAACGCCCGCGCAGCUGCUCUGUUCUCUGGGGCCACUUCUUCGGCCACUUCCCAGGCUAGCCAGCGGGUUGCCGAUGCAGAGCGGCUUCUGGUUGCUGAGGUGACCGGGCAAAACUCCGGGGCCCCUCCUCAAGAUAACCGGGUUCUGAACGUGAACCCGGUCGGCGUUGCUAUCCCUGCUGGCGGGGAUAAGGAUAAGGGGAAAAAGACGAAGAGGCCACGUCUUGAGUUCUCCGUCUCCAAGCCUACAAGCGUCGCGAUUCCCUCCGCCGUUCGUCCCAUUUCCGAGGUUUGGAAGGACAUGGCCCUCCAGGCCGGGUUGGAGCUUUCAGGUCGUUCCUCGGGCGACUCUAUUGACAAUGCCCUGCUCCUGAGCCUUGAGGCCGGGCUGAGCUUACUGCAGGCCAAGUCUGCUCAGGGGAAGGAUCUCGCCGAGCUUAGGAAGAAAGCUGAUGCGGCCCUCCCAAGAAGUCUCGUCACGGGGAAGGGUCCGCCAAGGCCGUGGUGAUCCUUGAUGGGUCUGAUACUGAGGCCGCCUCUCCUCCUAAGCCUCUCCCCAAGCCCCCGCUUGACCAGGGUUCGAGCGACCCUCCUCCGUUCGGUUCUGAGGGCUCAUUUUCUGAUAUCAUUGAGUUCUCCGGGUUGGGCCCCCGUGCGGAGUCGAAGAGGCUGUUUGGGCAGACGGCCUCUUCGAUUUGGUGUUCCCUGGGGUUGAAACUCCCUCGGGAUUUUGCUGCUCGUGAUAGCGCAGUGGACCUCCAUGAGUGCGGCCUUAGCACGCUCAACAAGGCCGCCAUCUAUUUUUGCAAGGCGCGGUUUGCCUAUGAAGCUCAGGAGCGUGCUUCCGCCCAAGUGCGUUGUGAAGCCGAUGAUCUGGUGAAAAAGGCCAAGGAGCGCCUGCAUCAGAUGCAGCAGGAUCUGAACGCUGCCCUGGGGCUUGCUAAGGGAAGCACGUCACUUCAGGAGACGGUGAGGAAACAAGCCGAGGAGCUGCAGCUGCUUCGUGCCAAGGUGGCUGCCGUGGAGAAGUCCGACGUGCAGCUCCGCCAGGUUGGUACGGAUGGGGCCGUUCCUGUUUUCGAGGCUGAUGUUUCCAAGAUCAAGGAGGCUGGCUCUAUUGAGUUCCAGAAGUCCCGUGCCUAUGUCGAUGCCGUGAAUGUCCGUGUAAAGGAGCACCUUGCCCAGAGUUUCGGGGAGUUUUUGGCUAAGAGUGCUGACCCGCUGAAGGACGGCAUCGGGUUGAUAUCGGGAACCUCCGCCGGUCAGGAGUUCCUUGCAGAGCUUGCUGACGAUGCCUUCGCCAAAGGUAUGAUCGGCCUUUUGGCCGGAAACCUCCCGGCCCUCCAGCGUGAUCUUCCCAUGCCGUUUGAUCCUGAGGCCGCUGGUUUCAAUGCCUCGUUUGUUGAGGCUUACGGGGAGGCUUUGAAGGGCUAGUGCCAGGUCGCGGACGGCCCACCAUGGCUGGGUGAGUUUGUCAAAUUCUGCAUUCCGGCCGUACUUCCUUUCUGGCCGGCCGUCCUUCCCAAGGCGGCUAAUGUUUUUAAGAUGGCUUACUUCGGCCCUCACGCCUCUGGGUUCAUAGAAAGCUCUUGCAGUCUCAUCUAUAUUCAAGGAUAGCUCCCGGGGGCGCGAUGGUUCCGAUUAUUUUGUACUCUUGAUUUCACUCCGAACUCGUGUUUGUUGUACUUCCCGGUAGAGCCGAUGAAUAAAGU
Molecule: messenger RNA, 2601 nt
Organism: Cuscuta europaea
Lineage: Eukaryota; Viridiplantae; Streptophyta; Magnoliopsida; Solanales; Convolvulaceae
Source: the annotation of a GenBank genome assembly